Trichoderma reesei QM6a is the source of this 807-nucleotide messenger RNA. RefSeq lists its product as uncharacterized. NCBI's taxonomy places the organism in Eukaryota, Fungi, Ascomycota, Sordariomycetes, Hypocreales, Hypocreaceae. Gene Ontology annotation, cellular component: U1 snRNP; U2-type prespliceosome. Bases 1 to 807 code for a protein of 268 amino acids. The record is from RefSeq and is a predicted model, not a curated record. The transcript is spliced from 2 exons. Gene Ontology annotation, molecular function: mRNA binding. Gene Ontology annotation, biological process: mRNA splice site recognition.
AUGGCCGCCGAACAGAGAAAGCUGCUCGAGCAGCUCAUGGGCGCGUCGUCAUCCUCCCGCGCCGCCCAGCUCUCGCUCAACGACCCCAAGGUCUGCCGCUCCUACAUCGUCGGCACGUGUCCGCACGACCUCUUCACAAACACCAAGCAGGACAUUGGGCCCUGCCCCAAGGUGCACGCCGAGGGCCUCAAGGCCGAGUACGAGGCGCUGUCGGAGCGCGAGAAGCACAAAUACGGCUUCGAGUACGACUACAUGCGCGACCUGCAAAAGUACAUUGACGAGUGCAACCGGCGGAUCGAUGCGGCGCAGAGGAGGCUGGAGAAGACGCCCGACGAGAUUCGGCAGACGAAUGCAUUGCUCAAAACAAUAUCAGACCUCACGGCAUCCAUCAACAACGGCCUCCUCGAAGUCGAAAUUCUCGGCUCCAUGGGCGAAGUCUCCCGCGCCAUGGACGAGCUCUUCCGCGUCCGCCAGGCCGGCCAGCAAAAGGCCGAGCGCGAAAAGGAGCUCAAGGCCCUCUCCGACACGUCCGGCCCCUCGGGCCACCAGAAGCUGCAGGUCUGCGACGUCUGCGGCGCCUACCUCAGCAGGCUCGACAACGACCGCCGGCUGGCGGACCACUUUUACGGAAAGAUGCAUCUGGGAUACGCGCAGAUGAGGAAGACGUAUGACGCGUUCCCGAAGGAGAUGAAGGGUCGGUCGAGGGCGCCGCUGGACGAUGAUGGUCCUGGUGGCGGGCCGAGGGGACCCAGGGGCCCUGGGGGGUAUAGGAGUGGGAGAGGAAGGGGGCAUCGCGGUGGGUGGUGA